This is a messenger RNA of Engraulis encrasicolus (European anchovy), 2084 nucleotides long. Its product is annotated as stonustoxin subunit alpha-like. The coding region runs from base 281 to 2029 and encodes 582 amino acids. The record is from RefSeq and is a predicted model, not a curated record. The transcript has 5 exons. NCBI's taxonomy places the organism in Eukaryota, Metazoa, Chordata, Actinopteri, Clupeiformes, Engraulidae.
UGCUUACAGUGCUGUAAUACACGGUGUCUUCAUAACUAUCUGUCAGCAUUUUACUGUCAAGUAUUUUUUUCUUCUUUCUGGUUUGUAGCGUGCUAGACAAAACAUGCCCAGUAGACAGUUUCACUGCUGAGGCAAUGAACACUGGCAAAUGUGGCCAACGUUUUUCAACGUCUGAUGUACACACAAGCAUACCAGUGAGAACUCAGCAAAGUUAGUUCUUUUUGAAAUACACUCACAAAUCAUUAGAAGGAAAACACAGUGCCGAUACACAAGCUUAGACAUGUACUCAGAUUUCAUGAUUGCCGCCCUCGGCAGGCCUCUACAUCCUGGGAUGCUCUAUAACGCCCGCAAUGACACCAUGAUUCCAGGGUUGAAGUUAUGGGACGACGCUGACAUGCAGAAGGUUAUGAAGGUCAAAGGUCAACAGAACACCAGCUUCAACGUCACAGCCUCUGACUCCUUCUCCAAGAAGUCCAAGCUGCUGGACGUGCAGGCUAAGUUGCAAGCUAGCUUCUUAAGUGGCAUGAUAUCAGUGGAGGGAAGCGCUAAGUACUUAAAGGACAGGACCGAGUCGAUGCAUCAGUGCAGGGUGACCCUGCAGUACAAGGAGACGACGGUGUUCAAGGAGUUGAUGACGCUAGAGAUGGAGAUCAAGCACCCUGAGAUCUUUGACAAGAACGAGGCCACGCACGUGGUCACGGCGGUGCUGUACGGCGCGGAGGCCUACAUAGUGUUCGACCAGAUGGCGUCCGACCUUCAGAAGAAGCAAGAGAUCUAUGGCGAGCUUGAAUUGUCGGUGAAAAAAAUCCCGCAGCUUGAGAUAUCGGGCAAGGGGCGGGUGGUCAUCAACGACAAUGAGCGGAAAAAAGUGAAGCAGUACAAGUGCACCUUCCACGGAGACUUUAAGCUGAAACAAAACCCCUCGUCCUACGAGGAGGCUGCAGUCGUGUACAAGUCCCUACCGACCAUGCUGGGCCAAAAGGGCGAGGCUGCCAUACCGCUGAAGGUCUGGCUCUACCCCUUGAAGAGCAUCAACCCCAAGGCCGCGGAACUGGUGCGGGACAUCAACGCAACCUUGGUGACGGCGUUUGAGUGCAUCAUGGAGGACCUUCAACAGGCCAAGAUCAGGGUCCUCGACCUCAUCAAGACGAGCAAGGUCAUCCCGUUGGCUGAGAUCACGGGGAAGCUGACGGCCUUUCAGAUGAAGCUGGCGGGCUACACGGUGGUGCUGAAGAGGAAAGUCCUGGAGGUGCUUCCGGAGAUCCGCGGGGGCACGGUGCCCGAGACGGCCUUUGAGGACAUCCUCCACUUCCACCACCACUCGUCCUUCACCAGGCGGUGGAUGACCCAGUGGCUGGACGAGAAGGAGACGGAGAUGGGCAUCGUGACGUCCUACGUACAGCUCAUGAGGGGCAUCCCGGUCGUGCCCCCGGGUCCCAGGCUGCACAAGGUCCUCUAUCACCCGAGGCUCGACGUCGUCGCCAUGUUCAGCUUCACCUCGCUCACCUACGCCGAGCCCUACCUGGCCAACCUCGAGGAGUGCCUCGCCUGCGAGGAUUUCCGCAAGAUGGCCGACGUCAAAGUGGCGACGCAAAAGUCGUUUGUGAGGAACACGGUGCCGUGGUAUGAGCACCCGGAGACCAUUCCGGCCAUGCGGGCCUGUCUGACCCACUUCUUCAUCGUGAAGGGCCGCUGCGACAAGAACUCCCUGCACACGGCGUUGAUCAGCUUUGUGUCCGACACGGCGUACUUGGGAUCGUCCAUUCGCGUGUACAGGAACGGGGCGUGCAUAAAUCCACAUUACAAACCUCCGAACGCGAAGUCACAGUCGGGGAGAAGCAUCUUCGAUGAGGGAGGACCAAAUGCGAACAGAGACCAUAACCCUGAUGAGGAGGACCAGUUUAGACCGGAUGCUGUUGAUGAUCAUCAUGCUGAAUUAUACCUGGAUACUCCCAACGCAGUUGAGGAAAAGCCAUUAAACACGUAUACUACAGAUGAUGAAGACAAAAAAGAAUUCUGGUGUCCAUAGAGGAGUCAACUUGAAAAAACUCCCGCACACUGACCAUUUUGCUGUUUUUGCUUUA